Molecule: messenger RNA, 1508 nt
Organism: Salvia miltiorrhiza (redroot sage)
Lineage: Eukaryota; Viridiplantae; Streptophyta; Magnoliopsida; Lamiales; Lamiaceae
Product: zinc finger protein ZAT10-like
Exons: 1
Coding region: 646-1356 (236 amino acids)
Molecular function (GO): DNA-binding transcription factor activity
Source: RefSeq, a predicted model, not a curated record
GCUAUUUUUUUUAUUGCAAUUCAAAUUUACCAAAAAAUAAAUAGAUAAGUACUGAUCGAGUCAUUGUUGGUCCUUUUAAAUUUCUGUUUAAAAUUUGACGUGUUUCUUUUUCCCACAAAUAUCUAAUAUCUUGGUAUUAAGCUUGUAUAGAAUGAAGUAAUUAGUUGUUUGGAAUUAUUACACGAUGAUGGUCACAUUAAAGCAGCAAAUGUGGUGGAAAUGUGAAUAAGAACGCGUAGAAGGUUUGACGGGACCGAGUCGGCCACCCACACACAACACACAUCCACACUCCACUUCUCUGUCUCUCUCUCUCUAACCGACUUCAUUUAGUAAGGAUCGGACUAGUCUAGUAGCUUCCACUUGGCCCCCAAUUGCAUUUUCCCUUGUUGAACUAAACGUGUUUUAGUCUACACCCAUUCCCCAAUAUCUUAUGUUAUUAUUCUUGGCCUUUCCUUAGUGAGUUGAGUAACCGUUUUACUUACUUUCCUCACACUUGUCACGCAACUUCCUAUCCUGAUCCCCCACCCUCACUCCCAAUCCCAAAUAUAUAUAAAUCUAAUCUCACUCCUCAAUUUCAUAUCUCAAACUUCUUCCACAAUCACAACCAAAACUACUCCUACUCCUCUACCGCUCAAACUCUCUCAAAUGGCACUCGAAGCUCUCAACUCCCCCACCACCGCUCCGCCCUCCUUCCAAUUCGACACCGCCGCCUCCUCUCUGCCGUGGAGCAAAGGCAAGCGCACCAAGCGCCCCCGCAGCCACGAGCCCACUGAGGAAGAAUACUUGGCUCUCUGCCUCAUCAUGCUCGCUCGCGGCGGCCCCACCUCUACCUCCGCCUCCGCCUUCGCCGCGCCACAGAAGCAAGCGCCUAUUUCUCCACCGCGGCCGGCGGCCGAUCCUUCUAAACAGAUUUACAAGUGCUCCGUCUGCAACAAGGCUUUCGGCUCCUACCAGGCUUUGGGAGGGCACAAGGCCAGCCACCGCAGGCUCAGCGGCGGCGGAGACGACCACUCCGCCGCAUCCGCCUCCGCCGCGACCACGUCGGCCACGGCGAGUGGCAGCGGCAGGGCACAUGAGUGCUCCAUAUGCCACAAGAGCUUCCCGACGGGGCAGGCCUUGGGAGGACACAAGCGCCGCCACUACGAUGGCGGGGCACCCAGCAGCAACGGCGGCGGCGCUGGAAGCAGCGGCGUCACGUCAUCGGAAGGGGCCGGGUCCUCCGGUUCUCUCCGGAACUUCGACUUGAACUUGCCGGCUCUACCGGAAUUCUGGCAGGGUUUUGGCUCCAGCGCCGAUGACGAAGUCGAAAGCCCCCACCCCUUGAAGAAGUCGCGUCUCUCGUUGCCGGCUUACUGAAAAUUUACGGAUUUUUUUUUUUAUUUUAUUUUUGGGAAUUUGAUUUUCUUUUUUAUGUUAAUUAUUGAUUCGUGAGAGGUAUUUUUGGUGUACAUACAACUGGUUAUUUUUGGUGAAGAUUAAUUGAUUUGUUUAUUUAUUCAUUGUUCAAA